AUGUUGGCCCACAUCGCGUGGCCAGCUAUCCCUUUCUCAAAGCACUGGCCGUCAGGGCACAGACCCAUACGCCUCCUGCUGCUCCUUUCUCCAGUUCGUCUUCCUCCUCUGGAUCGAGACCUUGGAGCCUGCUCCAUGGACCUGUCCAUGGAUACGGAGGGCGAUUCCGAACAGAGGAUUAGCCGCGGGCAUGCGGGCAAUGCUUGUGCUGCCCGGCCUAUAGAGUCCCAGGCUUCUAUCAGCGUCGCCGAGGCUGACAUUCGCCGUGCAGGGGACCUCCGUAGCGGUGGCGGAGAUGCCGGAUUUCUUGGCGAGGACCCGCUCUUGCAAGUUUGUUCGGAGGCUACGAGCAGAUGGACACGCAGGGUAAGGAUCAGAAAGGCCCCCGCUGAGCGCGAGCUCAACCCUAACCGGAAAAGUGCCCUUGAAUUGUCCAUGAGGGCUUUCAUAUUGAAAAGAGAUGGCAAUGUUGUCAACCCAGCUGUCGGGACCUCUUUUGAUUCAUUGGAUGAAGCCUAUCAGUUCUACAAUUUGUAUUCGUGGGAGCUUGGAUUUGGUAUAAGGUAUUCGAAAAGCAGGCUAAAUGUGGAGCGGGUGAAGUGCAUGCAGGAGAUAGUCUGUGGAUGUGCGGGUAAACCGGAGAGGGAGAAUACAAGAUCAACACGGUGCGGUUGUGCUGCCCGGAUCAGGCUGCUUCGGUCGGACGACAAUGGAUGGUAUAUUUCAGAGCACCGGGCGGCACACAACCACUCUUUGUCAAGCACUUGUGGUGAGAAAAUGCAUUGGCCGUCGCACAAGCUCAUUGACCGGUAUACUAAGGAUCUUGUUAGGCAGCUUAGAGAGAACAAUGUCAGUCUUGGAAAGGUUUUUAGCAUAGUUGGUAGUUUUUUUGGAUCAGCUGAUAAUGUGCCAUUUACAAAACGGUCACUAAAGACGCUGUGUUGCAAGUUGAACAAGGAGCAGUCUGAUUCAGAUGCCCGAAAAACAAUGGACGUACUUGCGGAGAUGAAAGCAAACGAUCCAGAAUUCAACUAUACUGUCCAGGUUGAUGACGAGAGCAGGAUUAAGACACUUAUGUGGGUUAACGGGCGUAGUGUGGACCAGUAUAGGUGUUUCGGAGAUGUUGUAACAUUUGAUACCACAUACAGGACAAACCUAUAUGACAUGCCAUUCGGUCUGUUUGUAGGAGUGAACAAUCACUUCCAGAGCAUAAUUUUCGGAGGUGUCAUGCUGAGGGAUGAGAAGGAGGACACAUUCAAGUGGGUUUUCCGUGAAUUCAUCAGGAUGGUCGGGGGUAAACACCUGUAAACAAUAUUAACAGGCGCGGUCAAUGGAAUUGGCUAUAGAAACAGAGAUGCCCAAUACAACGCAUAGGUGGUGUAAAUGGCAUGUGCUGAAGAAAGCAAAGGAGUCAAUGGGGGUUUUGUGGAGCAAGAAAACUGAUUUCACAAGUGAAUUUCAUAAGCUGGUUCAUCACAUGGUCACGGAGCAAGAGUUCGAGGAUGGAUGGUCUGCAAUGCUCAUUGUAUCUUGAUUAAUAACUCUUGCUGAUCCCUCCGCAGCAAAAUGAUUAUCCAUUCCGACAAACACCAUGAACUACAGAACCUAAUGGCAGGCAAACUAGUGAGAUUUAGGAAGAACUGCUAAAUUGCUACUGAAAAGCGUGAGGCUGUUCAUACCUUUUCCGGCGGCGGCUUCGUGCUGAACAAGUCGCUGAUAGGCAAA
Molecule: messenger RNA, 1725 nt
Organism: Triticum aestivum (bread wheat)
Lineage: Eukaryota; Viridiplantae; Streptophyta; Magnoliopsida; Poales; Poaceae
Product: protein FAR1-RELATED SEQUENCE 5
Exons: 5
Coding region: 1-1308 (435 amino acids)
Source: RefSeq, a predicted model, not a curated record